Molecule: messenger RNA, 1842 nt
Organism: Endocarpon pusillum Z07020
Lineage: Eukaryota; Fungi; Ascomycota; Eurotiomycetes; Verrucariales; Verrucariaceae
Exons: 1
Coding region: 1-1842 (613 amino acids)
Cellular component (GO): mitochondrion
Molecular function (GO): GTP binding
Source: RefSeq, a predicted model, not a curated record
AUGGCCCCCUCCACCUGCCCGUCAUGUAAUCUGUUGCUCCACGCCCGACUGCGAGCACGACUAUCCUUCCUCGCCUCUCUCCGCUCCAGACGUCAAUCCCGAUCACUAAGACUCGCUCCGAAGCCCCUUCAACCAGCAUACCACUGGGACACCAUACCGCCGACAGAAUCCCAGCUCGAAGCAGCAACCUCUUUCAUCAAGACACAUGCGCCGCGCAAGCUCUGGACCGCCAGCGAAUGGCGCAAACGGAACGAAGCCGAAGACUCUUCCAACCACGGCCUCAAACACCAACUCACACCCGAAGUCGCCUUCCUCGGUCGCUCCAACGUGGGAAAGUCUUCUCUUCUGAAUGCCCUCCUUCAGACUCCCAAGCUGAAUCGAGUCGGACCCCGUCCGGGCAAAACGACCACCAUGCACGCAUGGGGUCUGUCUGCCUCGAAUCCCGAAACUGGAGGCGCAGGCCCAGGCGGGGAGAUGAAGAUUCGUCUCGCGGUCCUGGAUAUGCCGGGUUAUGGGUUUGCAAGCAGGGAUGAGUGGGGAAAGGAGAUUGUCACCUACCUACGACGGCGGAAACAGCUGAGGCGCGCGUUCGUGUUGAUUGAUGCUUUACAUGGAAUCAAGUCAGCGGAUGAGCAGAUGGUAGAAUUGCUGAGGAACGAGGGGAUAAGCUAUCAGGUCGUUGUGAGCAAGGCGGAUAGGUUGCUUGAAAGAGGAGGAAACAAAAAACUUCAAGCGUUCUUUGAGCUGGUCAGGAGGGAGAUUGUACAGCCGGAUGCUGGCAAAGGAUUUGACGGGCUCGGUGAGAUCUUGGCUGUUGGACAUCUAGGGGAUAGUAAGAAGAGCGUUAAGAUCAAGGAGCAGGACAUGUUAGGUAUUGAUCGCGUUCGAUGGGCAGUUCUGGUUGCUGCAGGUCUGGAACAAUGGGCUAUCACGAGGGCGAAUAAGGAAAAACGGACAGACAUCACAGACUCUAAACCACUCAUGCGAGAUGACGGGGUCAUGGUUCCAUGGAAAUCUGGAGACCACCACCUAGACGAUGGCGAACAACCAUCCUCCGCCCUAACCCAACCGCACGACUCCUCUCCACCAUCGUCCCGUACCCCGACGAACGAAGAAAAGGCAGGCGCUGAACGCACUCCCUUCUUCGCCUCCUCCGAGUCCAGCUCCACCUCAUCUUCAACCGCAGAAUACCACCGCGUCAGCGCCCUCGCCAGACUCGACAGCCGUCCCCUCGCGAAGAAAGCGAAACAGCACCAUGAACGCAUACCUGUGCCCGCCCGUCUGGCGUCCUUCCAAGUCGGCGGCCUCGCCGAACUAGAAGCCCAACUGCCCUCCAAAUCAUCCACCUCCAGCCGCAAAGGCUUUCCCUCCGAUCUCCGCUCCUCCAAGAAAGACGGCAAAGCAGCAUCACCAGCAGCCAAGAAUUCAGUCCAGAUGUCCGACCAUCUGGAAAGGAGACCCACCUUGACACGCGAGCGAAUCGCAAAAACCGCGUCGAGGAGAGCUGCCGAGGCCACCGACGCCGAUUACCGAGCGCGGGAACGUCACUCCCCAGGAACAGAAACGAGGUCGAGUUACACGAGCAGCCCCCCACCCCCUCCACCACCCAAUCCCGCAACGAACUACGCCAGCCGUCCACCACCCCCAAGGAUGCUGACCAGCAGGGGCAGGCGCGGUCGAGGAAGCGGUCGAGCUGAUGGAGUGGAUGGCGAAAAGAAAAGGGAGAAGAACAAGAUGAAGAAGGAGAAAGUGAUCAGGAUGCGACAUGGCAAGGCCAAGGGCGCUUUCAAAGCCGCCGCCAAGGCGAGGGCGUUGGCUCGCCCGGGCAAUGUGGGCUGGUGA